CUAUGCCCGCAGCGAGACCUACACCCAGGUGGAGACAGGGGCCGCCAUCACGGCUGCCAUAGAUGCUCUUGAUUUGUCGCAGUUCCGCAACGAAGCCCAGGUGCUGGCCCUGAUCGCCGUGGAGCUGGGGGCCUACUGGGACCAAUCAGAGGUUGCCAGCUACGUGGCCGGGGAAUUGUCCAAUUACGCCACCAACAGCUCCGUGAGCAGCAGCAUCAGCUCGGCGCUGUCCAGCUACGACAACAGCAGCCAGGUCGAUUCGAAGAUCAUCACGGCAUUGCUUGACUUCUACACAAGGGCAGAGGUGGACCAGGCCAUCGCCAACGUGGACGUCGAUUUGUCAGGCUACUAUACGUCUGCCGAGACGGACAGCUACGUGGCCAACCAGUUGCUUGCCUACUAUCCACGCACGGAGUUGGACUCGCUGCUCACGGCAACCCUGACCCAGUACUGGACCAGCGGCCGCACACAGACGGAGAUCGACGACGCCCUCGCCGGCUCCGGCUUCCUGGACCAAGCCUCGGGCGAUGCUCGCUACCUGGCGCGCGCACCGGGCGCUGAGUCGGGGCAAAUUUUUAACCUUAUACAGCAGUUUACUCCCCUCAUCGUGCGCAACCUGCUUCUGGAAGCCCCGCUGACGGGCGACGCCAUCCUCGGCAACCUGUCCACGCUCCGCAUCCGAAGCGACACCUGGUCCAAGGCCGAAGCGGACUCCCGAUUCUUGAGAAGCAACGACCUGACCGCCCUGGACGGCCGGUACUUCGUCACCAACCCCGGCUCCGAGGGCGGUGGCAUCUUCCACAUGGCCCAGACACAGUUCACCCCCAUCGUGAUCCGCAGCUUGGAGCAGGAUGUCACCGUACGGGCGGAUCGGACGCUCAACGCCACCACUGCGGAUUUUGCGCAGUUCAUCGUGGGGUCCACGGCAGCCACCGGAGCCUUUACGAGCAGCAGCUCCAUCACGGCCACUCAACAGAUCCAGAGCGAUUUGCGGCUGCAGGCCCCGGCGGUGCGCUGCGACCCGGCG
This is a messenger RNA of Symbiodinium sp. CCMP2456, 1027 nucleotides long. The record is from the annotation of a GenBank genome assembly. Lineage: Eukaryota; Dinophyceae; Suessiales; Symbiodiniaceae.